UGUUGCAGGAAGUUGCUCAUGACGACAGGAGAAUAAUGGCGCCUCUUGAUUUGGAUAAAUAUGCUGAGAUCGCAAAGCAGUGUAAAUACCUCCCAGAAAAUGACCUCAAGAGGUUAUGUGACUACGUAUGUGACCUCCUGCUGGAGGAGUCCAACGUGCAGCCCGUUUCUACUCCUGUAACAGUAUGUGGCGACAUUCAUGGACAGUUCUACGAUCUUUGUGAACUCUUCCGAACCGGCGGCCAGGUUCCCGACACAAAUUACAUAUUUAUGGGAGAUUUUGUUGAUCGAGGAUAUUACAGUUUGGAGACGUUCACCUAUCUGCUGGUGCUGAAAGCCAAAUGGCCUGACCGCAUUACGCUUCUUCGUGGAAACCAUGAGAGCAGACAGAUCACACAGGUCUAUGGCUUUUAUGAUGAGUGCCAGACCAAGUAUGGGAAUGCAAAUGCCUGGCGUUAUUGCACCAAAGUGUUUGACAUGUUAACAGUUGCAGCUCUGAUGGAUGAGCAGAUCCUGUGUGUCCACGGAGGCCUCUCCCCAGACAUUAAGACGCUCGACCAAAUCCGAACCAUUGAACGGAACCAGGAGAUCCCCCACAAAGGAGCAUUUUGUGAUCUGGUGUGGUCAGACCCCGAAGAUGUGGACACCUGGGCCAUCAGUCCCAGAGGAGCCGGCUGGCUGUUCGGUGCAAAGGUCACAAAUGAGUUUGUUCACAUCAACAACCUGAAGCUGAUCUGCAGAGCGCAUCAACUCGUGCACGAAGGCUACAAGUUCAUGUUUGACGAGAAGCUGGUCACGGUGUGGUCGGCUCCCAACUACUGCUAUCGCUGCGGCAACAUCGCCUCCAUCAUGGUCUUCAAAGAUGCAAACACAAGAGAGCCAAAGCUGUUCCGAGCAGUGCCUGACUCGGAGAGGGUCAUCCCACCCCGAACGACGACACCUUAUUUCCUGUAAAACAACAAGGCAGCAUUUUUGUUCAUUGCACAGACGCCGCUUGCGACAGCAGCAUUAGCACUUGUGAACUCAUAUAAAUUUUGUAUAGGACAUUUAGAUUGUUUACAGUGUGUUUAUUAGUGCCAACUGUCAAUUGUUAUUCCCACACUGCAGGUAUUAAAGGCUGCAGUUCUGCAGCUUCAAUCACAGAUUUAUUUGCAGCGCAGGAAGUUUGCUCAGCAGUAUUGUUGCUGUUACUGAAUGUUUGAGAGGAAGGAUUGAAAUGACAUUGAAGUCAGCAGACCCUUAAAAAGUGGUUUGUUAUAAUGAAUCAGAAUUCUACCUUACAAUUAAGAAUCACUGCAGAGAAAAAUGAAACCUGCAGUGCUGUAUAAAAUGUUUCAUUUUAUUUUGUUAUAUUGAUGUAUUACAUUUAGGUGUAUAAUAACAAAGCACUGUGCAAAAACAAGAAUCCCACCUGUUCGUACACACUUCAAUCGACUUACUGUUAUUAUGGUAUUCCACAUGAUGAAAACCUGAGAGUUGAUGUACAGACACUUACCUUUUUUUCAGUAUUGUUAACCCUGUGGUACCUAAAAAAGACUUUCUGUUGUUGCCAGAUUUGAACCUUUUCUUGUAAUUAUUCUGUGUGUGUGUGUGUGUGUGUGUGUGUGUGUCCAUACAGUUUUUAAAUAAAGAAAUACCAAAAGUCUAAA
This is a messenger RNA of Labrus bergylta (ballan wrasse), 1648 nucleotides long. RefSeq names its product serine/threonine-protein phosphatase 6 catalytic subunit. Gene Ontology annotation, molecular function: protein serine/threonine phosphatase activity. The record is from RefSeq and is a predicted model, not a curated record. Gene Ontology annotation, cellular component: cytoplasm. Lineage: Eukaryota; Metazoa; Chordata; Actinopteri; Labriformes; Labridae. Gene Ontology annotation, biological process: G1/S transition of mitotic cell cycle.